Messenger RNA from Malus domestica (apple), 1251 nucleotides. RefSeq lists its product as uncharacterized. Gene Ontology annotation, cellular component: cytoplasm; eukaryotic translation initiation factor 3 complex. Gene Ontology annotation, molecular function: translation initiation factor activity. NCBI's taxonomy places the organism in Eukaryota, Viridiplantae, Streptophyta, Magnoliopsida, Rosales, Rosaceae. The record is from RefSeq and is a predicted model, not a curated record.
CCGGGCCUUUGCUUAGUCGUAGUCGAGUUUGGCACAUUGACAGUCAGCCGAGAAGGAAGAAUACUGAGAAUAUAGAGAGGGAAUUAGGGUUUCCGAGAAAGAGCCGUAGACGCUUCUCAGCACCUGAUCGAUCAAUUGCGCUUCUUCCAUUUCUAAGGAUUAAUACUUUAUUUCGUCGAAAAAUCGGUAAUUUGAUUAAAGAAUCGCCAAAUUAGAUGGAGGACUGGGAAGAUGAGAAAGCCCCAACUCUCCUUUCUAAGGACCAACCAGUACAUAAAUGGGAUGAUGAAGAUUUGGAUGAAAAUGAUAUUACCGAGUCAUGGGAGGAUUUAGAUGAACCUGCUCCUUUGGAACCUGCAACAAAGCCUGUUUCUGAGAAGGCACCUAAGAAACCUGCAACAAAACCUGCUGAAAAAGCUACAGAAAAGAAAGGGAAAACCGUUCAAGUAGAAAAGGAAGAGCCACUGGAUCCUGUGUCUGAGAAACUUCGCCAACAAAGGCUGGUGGAAGAAGCAGAUUAUAAGUCCACUAAAGAAUUGUUUUCCAGCGGAGGCAAUUAUAAAACCCUAGACAAUUUCAUUCCUAAAUCUGAAAGUGACUUCCUGGAAUAUGCAGAACUAAUUUCACAUAAACUUCGUCCAUUUGAGAAAAGUUUCCAUUAUAUUGGUCUACUCAAGGCAGUAAUGAGACUGUCAAUGACUUCAUUGAAAGGAGCAGAUGCAAAAGAAGUUUCAUCUUCGAUUACAGCAAUUGCAAAUGAGAAAAUAAAAGCAGAGAAGGAAGCAAAUGCUGGUAAAAAGAAGACAGGCUCCAAGAAAAAGCAGCUACUUGUUGAUAAGCCGAAUGAUGAUAUAGCUGUUGAUGGCUAUGGUCCGCUUGAUGACUAUGAUUUUAUGUGAGUGCUUCGAUGUAGCAAGUUUUCAUCAGAAUGCAGUAAAGAACCAUGUAUUUUCAACAUUGAAGUAGGGAGAGAUUCCUCCGGCGGCGCUCUGAAGAGAGUGAUUGAUACAAAGUGUGAUGUAUUUUGUCAAAUAAGAGGUUUUCGGAUUGCCCUUUUUUAUUUUAUAUGAUGGUCAAUUUUGUCGGUUACAGAUGCUACAUGCUCAUGGGAGUCAUUGGCUUGUCAAAUAUAUGGCUACACUUACAAUGACAUUUUUUUUAAGUGUAAUGGUAAUCCAAAUCUUGUAAGUCGUAUAGGGGGAUACGCGCAAACGAAUGAUAAAACAUGAAUGUCUAGAUGAAAGUUUUGAA